Messenger RNA from Soboliphyme baturini, 855 nucleotides. The record is from the annotation of a GenBank genome assembly. Lineage: Eukaryota; Metazoa; Nematoda; Enoplea; Dioctophymatida; Soboliphymatidae.
AUGCCAUUUGAGCCAAAGAAAAAUGCUCCCAGUCAACAACGAUUUGCAGCGGCAACGAAGUUUAUCCUGAAGGACGUGCGUGAAACGAUAGUGCUUAUGAUGACGUCGUUUCAGGGAGGCCAGCCAGUGAACCGGCUAUACAAAGGAGUAAUCGAAGAAGUUUGCACGAGUGUUCGUGAAGCAUUUUUGGAUGAAGGCGUGGAUGAACAAGUUUUACAAGAGCUCAAGCAGGUGUGGGAAACGAAAGUAUUGGCUACAAAGGCAAUCGAUUCUUUCCAUGAAAACGUAUCACCGGUCGUACGCGGUAGUGUCAUCACUGGCGUGCCAGCUGGAACUGGAAUACGUAUUCCCGUUGUGCCGUUUUCUCCGCAAACUAUAUCCGCGACGAAUCUGGCAUUGCAACAUGGUGUUCUCGCGGGAAAUCCUCAAAGCUUCCUCAUACAGCCGUUGUCAGCCGGUAACGUACGCCUGCUUUCCAACUCUAACCAGAUAUCUGCACAACUGAUCCCCUCUCACGUGCUGUCCGGAUGCCAGGCCGGUCCAAGUCAGCGAAUAUACCAGGUAGAUGGAUCCGGUGGUCUAAGCGACGAUGAAGAGGUAGAUGAAAUUUUGGAAGAAGAAGAGACAUCAGAGAACCUAGGUCCGGUUGAGGAAGGUGAGCCGUUGAACUCUGAUGAUGACGUUAGCAAUGAGGAUGCGAAUGAACUUUUUGAAGCCGACAGUGUUGUAGCAUGUCAGUAUGAAAAGGUGACAAGAACUCGGAACAAAUGGAAAUUUAUAUUUAAAGACGGAAUUAUGAAUUUAAACGGGAAGGAUUUUGUGUUCAAUCGGGCAACCGGUGAAGCGGAGUUUUAA